Molecule: messenger RNA, 1229 nt
Organism: Hyaena hyaena (striped hyena)
Lineage: Eukaryota; Metazoa; Chordata; Mammalia; Carnivora; Hyaenidae
Gene: CUNH10orf62
Product: chromosome unknown C10orf62 homolog
Exons: 1
Coding region: 208-903 (231 amino acids)
Source: RefSeq, a predicted model, not a curated record
GGUACAGCUGGGGCCCUACCUGCCAGCCAGCCUCUGGGAACCCGCCCUUUCAAGCAUGAACCACACCAUCCGGGCUCCCCCACUCCCAGUGUGCCCUUAGCUCUGCCUGCCUGGCCUAGGGUCCUGGCGGCCUUCUUGGAGCUCAUCCAGCAACCAUCAUGCAAGGUGGUGCUGGGGACCGCCCUCUUACUCGGCGGCGGAGGCCUCAUGCUGUGGAUUCAGAGGAAAAGGAGAAGGAAGGCAUCCCCUGAGACUGCACAAGACGUGCAGGAGCCACUGGAAUGUCACAAAGCAAAGAAUGAGAACUGGAUUAAAUCGCACUUUAGCCGCCUCUCGGAAGAGAAGCUGGCCGCCUGCAGCAGCACGGCCGCCCCACCACCCGAGAGCGGCAGAGGAGAGGCCAGCACCACCUUUCGCGUGGAGACUUUCACCACGAGGCAAGGAGAAGCGGGCACAGCCCUGCGCCGGGAGUCCUUCAGCAGCAAGCAGAGGGUGUCUGGGUCCUCGGUGACCAAAGAGACCCAGAAGGAGUCUGCGAAAUCCUCAUCCACAGAUGAGGCCACGUGGGCCGCUGUGGCUGCCUGUACCAAGGAGAUUGACACCAUAGGGCAGCGGCUGGCUAACUCCAUGCUGCAGCGUGCUACAGUUUACCAGAACUCGGGCCACCUGGAGUCCAGAGACAUCAACCAGGAGGAGCUGAAGGCCCUCGAGGAGGUGGAGCUGAAGCUGAAAGGGAAUUUCCUCACCCAGCGGGAAACUGCUGUAGCUGGCGCGAACCACACACACACCGUCCAUGGCCACGGUCACCAUGGCCACCAGGGUCAUCCAAGCUACCUGAGCCACCAGAGCCACAGCCUGCCCAACCGCAGCCACCAGACCUACCACCCCUUUGAAGCCACCUAACCACGGAUGGAGACGCCCCUUCCCCCCAGCAGGGCUGGCACACAAUUGCAGGCCUGUUUUCUCUCCUGUGGUGAGAUGCUGCCACACACAUCCCUUCUUCCUGGAGGGAAGGUCCUGGCCCCUUGGACUCUGUGAGUACGGUCUGCCAUGGAGGAUGGCCCCCGAUCGGAGGGGCGGUGGAAGGAGGUGAAGCAGCUGAGACGGACUCGCAGGCCCCUGAAGACCCCCUGAGAGAAGACAGACGAGCCAGAGCCCGGGAGCAGCUGAGAGCCCCACACUGAUGCCGAACGCCUGGAACUGAGCCAAUAAAGCCUUGUAUACCCUCA